This is a messenger RNA of Punctularia strigosozonata HHB-11173 SS5, 2323 nucleotides long. RefSeq names its product acetyl-CoA synthetase-like protein. The transcript has 5 exons. Gene Ontology annotation, molecular function: long-chain fatty acid-CoA ligase activity. Gene Ontology annotation, cellular component: plasma membrane; endoplasmic reticulum; lipid droplet. Lineage: Eukaryota; Fungi; Basidiomycota; Agaricomycetes; Corticiales; Punctulariaceae. The record is from RefSeq and is a predicted model, not a curated record. Gene Ontology annotation, biological process: long-chain fatty-acyl-CoA metabolic process; long-chain fatty acid metabolic process. Bases 129 to 2192 code for a protein of 687 amino acids.
AGGCCAACAGCUCCGCGCCGGCCACGCAACAGCCCUAUACAUCGUUCUAAUUUACUCCUCCUCCUCUCCCUCCUACUGCUCUAUACCCUCUACUUCUCACCAGCACCACGACAGUACACGCGAUAACCAUGGCGACUAAAGUGAACUUUGGCGCAGGCUCCGUCGAGGUAGGCGCGCCUGCGCAACCCGGCGAGAGCCGUGCGCGCCGGCUCGCCAUCUGCGCCGACAAGCUCAUCGAGCAGCCGCUCGAGGGCAUCGAGACAAUCCACGACUGCGUCCUCUAUGCCGCGCGGACGCACGGGACGAAGAAGGCGCUUGGCUGGCGCGACGUCGUCGACAUCAUCGAGGAGGAGAAGGAGGUGACGAAGCACGUCGGCGGGAAGGAGGUCAAGGAGACGAAGAAGUGGAAGUACUUCCAGCUGAGCGACUACAAGUACUUGAACUACCUCGAGGUCAAGGAGGCCGUGUCCGAGGUCGCAAGGGGGCUCGUCGACCUCGGCGUCACCGCGGACGACAUCUUCAACGUCUAUGCGUCUACCAGCCUAAACUGGCAACUCGUCGCGCACGCCUGCGCGUCCAUCUCCACAGCCAUCGCGACCGCCUAUGAUUCGCUAGGCGAAGCCGGCCUCACGCACUCGCUCAACGAGCCGAACUGCGUCGGCGUCUACACCGACGCCGAACUCCUCCCCGUCCUCGCCAAGGUCAUCGGCAACACGCCCUCGCUCCGGAUCGUGAUCUACUCCGGCGAGGCCAAGCCCGCCGUGCUCGACUCCAUCCGGCAGACGAGGGAGAACAUCCAGGUGCUCACCAUCGACGAGCUCCGCGCGCGUGGCAAGCCGCUCUCCCCCGACACGACCAAAGAUCGGUUCCCGAAGCCGUCCUCGGUCGCGUGCAUCAUGUACACCUCGGGCACGACCGGCGCGCCGAAGGGCGUCGUCAUCACGCACUCGAACGCGAUCGCCGCCGUCGGCGCCGUGUACAAGCUGCUCGGGCACCACUUCAACACGGACGAUGCCUUCCUCGCCUACCUCCCGCUCGCGCACAUCCUCGAAUACAUCGUCGAGCUCUGCCUCUACUUCGUCGGCAUGACCAUCGGCUACGGCCGCGUCAAGACGCUGACGGACCAGUCCGUCCGCGGCUGCUCCGGCGACAUGGUCGCGUUCAAGCCGACGAUCAUGGUCGGCGUUCCCGCCGUGUGGGAGCUGAUCCGGAAGGGCAUCGUCGGCAAGGUCCAGAGCGGCGGCGCGGUGACCAAGAGCGUGUUCUCCGGCGCGUUGACCGUGAAGAGGGCGAAGGUGCCGGGGCUGUCGCAGGUCGUGGACGCCGUCGUGCUCAGCAAGGUCAAGGCGGCGACGGGCGGUCGGCUGAGGCUCGCGCUGAGCGGUGGUGCGGCGUUGAGCAAGGAGACGCAAGAGUUCCUCAACCUCGCGCUGGUCCAGCUCUUGCAAGGGUACGGGAUGACCGAGUCGUGCGGCAUGUGCGCCAUCCUCCCGCCGGAGCUGAUGCAGUACGGAUCGGUUGGGCUACCGGUGCCGGCGAUCGAGAUUAAGCUGUUGGACGUGAAGGAGGCCGGAUACGAUGCCCAGGGAAACCCGCCCCAGGGCGAGGUGUGCAUCCGAGGGCCGGCGGUCACGAAGGGAUACUACAAGCGCGACGACCUCAACAACGACGAGUCGAUCUUCACCAAAGACGGCUGGCUUCGGACGGGUGACGUCGGCCGGUGGAACCCCGACGGGACGCUGAGCCUCGUGGACCGGAUCAAGAACCUGGUCAAGCUUCAGGGAGGCGAGUACAUCGCGCUCGAAUCGCUCGAGGCGACGUACAAGUCGUGCAACCUCGUGUCCAACAUUUGCGUGCACGCGACGACCGACGCCAAGCAGCCGAUCGCGAUCGUCGUCCCGAACGAGCACCAUCUCAGGCACGCGCUCAAGUCCCUAACGGGCGUCAACGCGGACGCGCCGCUGCGCGAGCUCUGCCAUGACGCGCGCGUGAGCGAACUGGUGAUGAAGGAGUGCAACGCGGCGGGGAAGAAGAGCGGGUUCAAGACGAUGGAGCUCCUCCAGGCCGUCGUGCUCAGCGACGAGGAGUGGACGCCAGAGAACGGGAUAGUGACCGCGGCGCAGAAGGUGCAGCGGAAGAAGGUGGCGGAGAAGUUCGAGAAGGAGAUCAAGGAGGCGUAUAAGAACCAAUAGAAUGUCCUCGUUGAUGUCUUGGCGUACAUCUUUUUGUUCUGUUAUCUCUUGAACAAUCGCAUCGCAUGUAGGAUAUCACGGUCUCCUGUUAAUACUGCUGGUCUCCCAGAAUUCAUACGCUGCUAUCCCCG